Messenger RNA from Acanthocheilonema viteae, 1566 nucleotides. The record is from the annotation of a GenBank genome assembly. NCBI's taxonomy places the organism in Eukaryota, Metazoa, Nematoda, Chromadorea, Rhabditida, Onchocercidae.
AUGUGUUCACUUCGCUGCCCGAAACGUCCGUGUAAACAGGAAACGUUGGAGAAUUAUAUGUCUCGAGUGAUGAAAUUGAUAUCCGGAACGGAUAGAAUCCAUACGGUUUUUGAAAAUCAUGAAAUUAUUGAGAUAAUUCACGGAUGUUUAACUGCUUUCGCCGAUGAGCCAACAUUACUGCAAUUUCCGUUACCGGAAAACGGACUUGUCGUAAUUGGUGACUUACACGGCGAUGCAUUCUGCUUGCUGAAAGCAUUGGAAUUUUACGGAUUUCCACCUGAUGUCACCUACCUUUUUCUUGGAGAUUUUCUUGAUCGUGGCCCAAUGCAAAAUGAAGUUUUGUUGUUCAUUUUAUUGAUGAAAUUGCGCUGGCCAGAAUAUGUAUACUUAUUACGUGGAAAUCAUGAAUUAUAUGAUCUUACGAAACAUGAUUUCAAAAAUCAGUGCUUGAUGGAUUACGACGAUCCGGUCAUAUUUGUUUACAUUAAUCAAUUAUUCGAUUAUUUUCCAUUAGCAGCAAUUGUUUCGGAUUAUUUCUUCUUUUGUCACGCGGGUGUGUCGCAAUGGAUGACUUGUCGUGCUAAUAUAGCGAAUAUUCCGCGACCAACCGAUUUGAGUAAUAUGAAAAUUUUAGAAGGCUGCGUUGUCACUGACAUGCUUUGGUCGGAUCCAAAACCAAACCAAAAAGUACCAUUUGAUUUAAGCGAACGCGGUUGCUGUUACAGUUUCAACCGAGAAGCGCUACAUGCUGUACUUCGAGCACUAAAUGUUCAUAUAUUAAUUCGUGGACAUCAGGUAAUUCCGGAAGGUAUUUUAGAUAAUUUUGGUGACGGAAGCUGUAUUACUGUUCAUACGGCUACUCGUGAAAGUAUCGGUUGCAAUGCAUCUGGUACACUUAAAAUACUCCGUAAAGAUGACGGAAAAUUUGUGAUGGAAAAGCGUAUAGCUAAAAUAAAGUGCAAAGAAGCUAUAGUUGAUUUACGUGAUACAGUUCACGCACUGUUACGUAAAAGUUUGCAAGGUAACGGGUUAAAUCGUAUUACUCACAAGUGUCGAUGGUGCCGAAAAGCUUUCCCCAGAAAUGUCACUCAUCGGAUACGCAAUUCGGGAUUGGCAGAAAUAGCUUUCUGGGUUUCUCGAUAUGCUCUUCGAUACGCUCAGCGUGAUGAAAUAUUUCAUGAAGCAUGGAGAAAGCGAUAUGAUCGAGUGAUCGUUCUACGAGCUUAUCAAUUAUUCCCGGUGUUAUAUGAUGCGGUAGCCUUUGAAGGUGGCACAUCAACAACCCCCGCCACAUAUCGCGUCAUUUUGGCUGAAUGGGAGAAAGCAUUUCUGUUCAAUUUAUUUGGGACAGCUUCUGAUUUCGAGUUGACUGAAACGUUGGCAAAUGACGUCGAUCCGGGCCUAUUGGAAAUUCAACAACAUCGAUCAAAGCCUCCUAACUUUUUAGGACGUACAUCACGGCGUGUUAGAAAUAUGCUGCGACAUGUUGUUGGUCUUCGUGAUUUACCAUCCUUCGAUGAUACAGAUGUACGGAGGAUGUCACCAAGAUUACAACUAAUUGAUUGA